Glossina fuscipes is the source of this 2365-nucleotide messenger RNA. It is a transcript of the gene GCC88, whose product is annotated as GRIP and coiled-coil domain-containing protein 1. The transcript is spliced from 3 exons. The record is from RefSeq and is a predicted model, not a curated record. Bases 12 to 2330 code for a protein of 772 amino acids. Gene Ontology annotation, cellular component: Golgi apparatus. Lineage: Eukaryota; Metazoa; Arthropoda; Insecta; Diptera; Glossinidae.
AUGCAAUAAGAAUGAAUAAAAACGCUUACAAAAGAAACGACAGUUUUUGUAUUGCUUUAUAUACCAGAUCAUUGUUAUCGAUAAACACACACAAAUUUGUAGUUAUCGUUUGUUGUUUAGCUCAUGCAACUGUCGUGGCAAGCGAUUUUGCUUUUAUUAAUUUUCUUCUAGGACUUGUAUUUUUUUCCUUUAAAUGGUUUUUGUUAAAUAACCGUGGAAUAAUGGAACGUACAAAACGUGAUUUAGAAUCAGUUAUUAGCUCUCAAAAUGAGCAAUUGACACGUUAUGAAAAGCGACUCAAAGAUGUUGUGACUGCUUAUAAGGGAUUGCUUAAGGAAAAGGAAGCUCUAGAGACCAGUUUAUCUGCUUUGACGGCAACCAAGGCAGAUGUCACUGGCGAAGACGACAACGAACCCUCUUCGGAAGCUGCUCAUACAAGGGAUAAAAAUGAAAAAGUUAUUAAUAACGAAGACGUAAUGCUACCUGGUAUUGAUGACAAAGCCAAUCUCCAGACGCAAAUUCAUACGCUUAUGAAUUCUUUGGCCACCCUGUCGGCUGAAAAGUCGCGUAUGGAAGCUUCAUUUCAAAAUGAUAAAAAACAAUUACGCGUUUUACUAACGCAAAAAGAUCAGACGAUCAAUGAUUUGCAAAAGAAAAUUAAGGAAAAUCAAGAUAAUGCAAAAAAUGAUAUAGAAGAUGUAAAAGCUAAAUGGAUUAUUGAACGUCAAGAACGUGAAAAAGAAACAAAUAAUCAAAUUUUAAUGAUUCGCGAAUUGCAAAAACUUUACGCUGACGAACGCCAUCUUAAGGAAAACAUUGAAAUGCAACUGAAUAACUUUAAAACCCAGUUUGCUAGUAAUGAGGCCGAAAAUUAUCGUUUAAGGGAUUUGCAAGCGCAACUGAAGGAUGCCAACGCUCAGCUUAAACAAUUUCAAACCAAUAGUAAACAUCUAAAUAUUGAACAAAGUGAGGAAAGCUCUAAUCUCUUGAAACAAGUGCAACAAGAGAUGCGUUUACUUAAGGAACAACAUGCUGUGGCAAUUAAAAACGAGCAAAAACGAGCGCAGCUUGCCGAAGAGCAAUCUCGAAAUCAAGCUGCUCUGCAUGAAGAUCGCGUCGCCAAUCUGGAAGCAAGACUAGCUGAGCUAAGCACCACAGUGGGCACUUACGACCGUUUAAGACAGCAAGAUCAAGAAUCCAUCCACGUGUUAAAAAGGCAAUUGCAAGAUUUGGAACGCUCUACGCUUACUACGGAAAUCAACAAUGACCAAUCCUUCAGUUACAAUCAUUCCGAAAAAGAACGGAUCUUAAAUAAGCUCGCCACAAAUAGUGGCGAUGAUUUGUCUGAAAUCGUGGAUGAAAUCAUGCGCCUUAAAAAAAUAUUGUUAACUGGAAAUUCAUGUUCCUCCAAUCCCAUCGAUUUAAAUAAAAUAUUUUCUGUUGCCACUGAUCAUACAGAGUGCCAAGACGAACUUAAUCGAGUAACAUUUCAAUUAGAAGCAGCUCAUACUGAACUUAAGGCAUUGCAAGAGAAAUUAACACAACAAAAAACGCAUAUAGCAACACUCCAGGACAAAGUUCAAGUUUUGAAUACAAAUAUAGAGGACCAAGAAUUGGAAUUAAAACAGCACAAUGAAAAGCUUCGGUUAGCUGUUAAAGACGAGCGAACUAAAUGGAAAGAAAGGCAGAAUGAUUUAGAAAAUGAAUACCGUGGCAAACUGAAUGAUUUGGAACAACAGUUACAUAAACAACGCUCGCGCUCGUUGCGAUUACUCGACGAAAAAGAACAAGAAAUCAAGACGUUGCAAACAUCAUUUGAAAUAUUCCAUAGCAAUAAUCAUCAUAAUAUUAGUGCAAUUAGUGAAACAAAUAAUGCUGUUUCUUCGGAUGCCGAAAGCGAUGACGAAGCUCAUCAUCUUGCUUUCCCUCAAAAAAAACUUUCAGUAAAGCCUAAAAAACUUGCGGUCAGUGAUAGUUGUCACAUGUUGCAUUAUGCCAAUGAAAUAGCGCGUAAGGAUAUCGAAAUUACAAAUCUUAGGAAAUCCAGAUAUGUUGCCGAAGCUUCCAUGCGUAAAGCUAUACAAGAAAAGGUUGCUGCUCAGGAGGAAUUACUUACUAAAAUAUCGGCAUUAGAAGAACACGUCGAUAGACUGGAACGUUGCAAGACACGAGAAGGCGCUAAUUUAGAGUAUUUGAAAAAUGUUAUUAUUAGCUACAUAGUAUCCAAGGAUCCUGAUGGACGGCGUCAUAUGAUGAACGCCAUCAGUGCUGUACUUCAAUUCACGCCAGCUGAAACUCAAGCUAUUAAUUCUGCUCUCCAUAAGAAGUGAAAGUUGUGUCAAUUAUGUUUUGUACAUAUAUAUUU